ACACGUGUCGGUAACUGAAGACGAAGUCCACAAGUAGCUGCAGCUCAGGGGUACCUCAUCUGCAGCGCGGUGUACAACCAGAAUGUGGAAGGGCCGGCCCCACUUCACACUAGUUCGGAUCACCAUACCCCACCUUCCCCAAAACGACAUCGUUUCAUCUCUCACAGAUACCGUACAGCUGUUAUCUUCCACUCUUUGGUUUCAUCGAGCGCAGCUUCUCUCUCACUCGGAUCCCCAAACUCUCUCUCUCUCCCCCUCUCUCUCAGAUACAGACAGUGUUGCUGUUCGGCGGGGCAAUGGCAACGUCGUUUGGAGCAGCGACCGCGUCGGCGGCGGCUUCCGUGUCCGAGAAUGCGCGAAAAUCCUCCGCCUGUUUACCGCUCUGCCAUCGCCAUUCCUUCCUUCGCUCCAAUUCGGUUUCCUUCCGCCUGACUCCCAGGCCGAAGCUCCGCUUCUCGUCCAAGAGUUUGCAGUCUGGCUGGAAUUGUUCUCUAGUAAAAGCUCAACUGAAUAAGGUUUCUGUCGAUGGAUCUGUAAAAGCUGCAGCCUCAACUUCUUCCCAAUCAGAGAUUUCAGCCGGAGCCAAGGAUGUAGUAUCUGAGGAACCUAAACAGACUGUUUUGGCAUCUGAAGAAUCCAUAAGCGAAUUUGUUAGUCAAGUUGCCAGUCUUGUCAAGUUGGUUGAUUCUAAAGAUAUUGUGGAACUGCAGUUGAAACAGCUUGAUUGUGAGGUCUUAAUACGUAAAAAGGAGGCCUUACCUCCACCUCCUUCUCCCCCAAUGACAUAUUAUCAAUCACAACCUCAGCCUGCAGCACUGCCCCAAGUUUCAGCACCUUCUCCAGUGCCAGCUGCUGCAGCUUCUACUCCACCAUCUGCAGCACCUUCUCCGCCCAAAGCUCAACCUUCUAAAUCAUCUCAUCCACCUCUAAAAUGCCCCAUGGCAGGAACUUUCUACCGAAGUCCAGCACCUGGUGAACCUCCAUUUGUCAAGGUUGGAGAUAAAGUAAAGAAGGGACAGGUUCUAUGCAUCAUUGAGGCCAUGAAGUUGAUGAAUGAAAUAGAAGCCGAUCAGUCUGGAACGUUAGUUGAGGUCAUUGCAGAAGAUGGCAAGCCAGUCAGUGUCGACACUCCUUUGUUCGUGAUCGAACCUUAAACCAUGAAGCCGAAAAGCGCUGCACGGGCAUAGCAAGAGUGUUUCACUUUAGAGAAGUGCGGGAUUAAUUUAAUUUUGUUUAAUUUUGUUUUUUGCAUGAGACCUAGCUAGAACAACUUGUUUAUUCAUCAGUUUAGAAGUUUGUCUACAACCUUUGUUUUAUAGACUCUGCUACUCGUUAACAUGUUAAUUGCGAUUGUGUUGUUUCAUGAUUGUGAGUAUGUAGUCUUUGUGCUUUGUAGUACAAAGUUUACCAACUCUAAUGUAACUUGUGUCUUUGCUUC
Messenger RNA from Salvia miltiorrhiza (redroot sage), 1438 nucleotides. Its product is annotated as biotin carboxyl carrier protein of acetyl-CoA carboxylase 1, chloroplastic-like. The transcript has 7 exons. Gene Ontology annotation, biological process: fatty acid biosynthetic process. Gene Ontology annotation, molecular function: acetyl-CoA carboxylase activity. Bases 297 to 1154 code for a protein of 285 amino acids. NCBI's taxonomy places the organism in Eukaryota, Viridiplantae, Streptophyta, Magnoliopsida, Lamiales, Lamiaceae. The record is from RefSeq and is a predicted model, not a curated record. Gene Ontology annotation, cellular component: acetyl-CoA carboxylase complex.